Hyposmocoma kahamanoa is the source of this 2990-nucleotide messenger RNA. RefSeq names its product xenotropic and polytropic retrovirus receptor 1. Gene Ontology annotation, cellular component: cytoplasm; Golgi apparatus; plasma membrane. The transcript has 10 exons. Bases 260 to 2272 code for a protein of 670 amino acids. NCBI's taxonomy places the organism in Eukaryota, Metazoa, Arthropoda, Insecta, Lepidoptera, Cosmopterigidae. The record is from RefSeq and is a predicted model, not a curated record. Gene Ontology annotation, biological process: cellular response to phosphate starvation; phosphate ion transport. Gene Ontology annotation, molecular function: inositol hexakisphosphate binding.
UUGUCCUGUUGAAAAUAUUUUUUAUUUGUAUGUACUUUGUACAAAAUUCAAUAGGGAUAAAUCCGUUAAUCCUUUUCUAGUUAAUUUGUUAUCAUUCCAAUAUUUUGUUAGGCAUUAGUUGUGUAUAAUGAGGUCACUAUGGCAAUUUAUCGUUAAGUAAAUUUGUAUGUACCAUAGUUGGUAGUCGAAGAAGUUUCAAGUGCAAUUUAGUGUUUUACAAAGAUUCUUGUGAUAAGGUUGUGCUUGUAGCUGCCUCAAGAUGAAGUUCGCGGAGCAUUUAAGUGCGCAUAUAACGCCUGAAUGGCGAAAACAAUAUAUAAAUUAUGAGGAGAUGAAAGCCAUGCUAUAUACUACAGUAGAAGAAGCUCCAUCAGCAGAGAAUGUGGAGCCAGAGAUAUUGUCAAGACACUUUGCUAACUUUGACGAAACCUUCUUCCUUUAUUGCGACCAAGAGCUGAAAAAAAUUAAUACUUUUUACUCAGAAAAACUAGCUGAAGCAACUCGCAAAUACGCAACGCUAACAAGCGAGCUGAAAUCCAAUUUCGACACGAUGAAGCCAAAAGGAGGUGGUGACAGCAAAAAGGCUAUACCGCGUCGCAAAGUGCAAGAAUUAAAACUGGCCUUUAGUGAAUUUUAUCUGAGCCUAAUUCUGCUGCAGAACUACCAGAAUUUGAAUUAUACAGGAUUUAGGAAGAUAUUGAAGAAACACGAUAAGUUAUUAAACAUAAACAACGGUGCGCAAUGGCGAGCUGAACAUGUUGAAACAUCUCAUUUCUAUACAAACAAAGACAUUGAUAGACUAAUCAGCGAUACCGAGGCCACGGUCACGAAUGAACUGGAGGGUGGCGACAGGCAGAAGGCAAUGAAGAAAUUAAGAGUACCCCCACUAGGAGAACAACAGAGUCCGUGGACUACUUUCAAAGUUGGACUGUUCUCAGGGUCUUUUAUUGUCCUGUUUAUCACUGUUGUUUUAUCGGCCCUCUUCCACGAACGUGGCGCAGAAAACUUAAAGACAGCGUUUAGACUCUACAGGGGACCCUUUUUACUAGUUGAAUUUAUAUUUUUAAUAGGAAUCAAUAUUUACGGAUGGAGAUCGUCCGGUGUUAAUCAUGUACUUAUAUUCGAAUUGGAUCCAAGAAACCACCUUUCAGAGCAACAUUUGAUGGAAAUGGCCGCCAUUUUUGGCGUUGUAUGGGCAUUGAGCAUUUUGAGUUUUAUAUACAGCGCAAGCCUCAGUAUACCACCCUUCGUGAACCCUUUGGUGUUAGUUAUUAUUAUGGUGGUGUUCAUUAUUAACCCGUUAAAAGUGUUCAGACACGAAGCUAGAUUUUGGUUUAUGAGGAUAUGUGGUCGCAUCCUGGCGGCUCCGUUUAUCCCCGUGACCUUCGCAGACUUCUGGCUGGCCGAUCAAUGGAACUCCUUCGCGGCCGCAUUCUUGGACUUCCAUUACCUCGCUGCAUUUUAUAUCGCAGGAGGCGAUUGGUACACGACAACUGAUACAUUCGAAUUAACGCGCUGGUUUAUAAUAACACGCGGUUUAGUAAAUAUAAUACCAGCUUGGACGCGUUUCUGGCAAUGUCUGCGUCGGUACCGCGACAGUCGAGAUGUGUUCCCGCAUUUAGUCAACGCCGGGAAGUACUCCACCACACUGUUCGUUGUUCUAUUUGCUACAUUACGGACACUACACAAAGACAGCUACUCCGGCCUAUACGACAACCCGUACGUGUACGCGUGGAUCAUCUGUUCAGUGAUAUCGUCGUUGUACACGUAUACGUGGGACGUUAAGAUGGACUGGGGGUUAUUUUCGUGCGGGCCUAAUGCCGAGAACAAGUUUUUAAGAGAGGAAAUUGUGUAUAACACAGGGUUUUACUACUUCGCGAUAGUGGAAGACUUAUUGCUUCGAUUUGCGUGGUCGUUCUCUUUCCUGUUAAGCGACAACUUGCAAAUUGCCAGUGGGGAGACCAUGACGUCUAUACUGGCCCCGUUGGAAGUUUUCAGACGUUUCAUCUGGAACUUCUUCCGUCUAGAAAACGAGCACUUAAACAACUGCGGUCAAUUCAGAGCCGUCAGAGACAUAUCAGUAGCGCCUCUCGACUCCUCCGAUCAAGCGGACAUCAUAAAGAUGAUGGAUCACCCCGAUGGGGUAGUUACCAGGUUAACAAAGAAAAAGAACGAAAAAAAGAAAAAAGACAAUGACCGCAAGCCUUUGCUUAAGAAGGAGUCCAUCCAGGAUUUGCAACUCGAGCUUGACCUAUCUUCCAAAAUGCUAUAAUUUUGGAUAGUAUACCGUCACAAAACCUCCGAAAAACUGCACUAUUGCCAUCUCUUUCACACACCAAGAUAAUUUGUAAUAUGUUAUCUCUGUUAUACGUAGAAGACAACAAUGUAUCUUUAAACUGAAAUAACGUCAAUAUUAUUAAUUACUGCUUUGAAGAUACGAGAAUCUAAUUUCGCUUUAAUUUGUCUGUAUAAAAAACUAGAAUGUUGUCAUUUCUUCGAAAAUUUACUAUAUUGCCAUCUCUUUCUCACCUAGGAAAAACGCCAAUAUUGUUAUUCCUUUCAAUAAUCAUCAUGGCGUCUAUCCAGAGCAUGUAUUGUUUGAUCUGUCUUCAUAAGAAUCCUCUAAUACCAUGUAUAAACUAAUUCUUCAUAACUUAAUAAUAUAAACUCAAUUCUCUAUUUUUGUAACACAUAAAGGAAGCUUCAAUGUUGUCAUCCCUUUCCCACUUGAAGAAAUUUAAAUGUUGCCUUCCUUCAGUAUUUGUAUAUCGAAAGUGAAGGCUAGUAGGAAAACACAAACAUUGAUAUCAAAAUUCAGUACAGAAUGUUGUCUUCUCUUUCACACGUAGCGAAUUCUAUAUUCUUAACAAACUGAAAAACUAUAACUUUGUUGUCCUUUUCACACUUGUUGUAUAAGCUCGAUAUGUGUAAUUAUAAAAUGCGUACGUAACCUGUGAUACCCGUUAUGCUAUACGAUAGUAAUUAUUCCA